Messenger RNA from Darwinula stevensoni, 1429 nucleotides. Lineage: Eukaryota; Metazoa; Arthropoda; Ostracoda; Podocopida; Darwinulidae. The record is from the annotation of a GenBank genome assembly.
UUGCAGAUUAUAAAAAACACGAUGGCGGAGUUCGAUCUUACGACGAAGAUAGGUUCCUACUUGGAUAGGCAUUUAGUUUUCCCUUUGAUGGAAUUCCUGUCUGGAAAAGGGAUCUAUGAUGAAAGAGAACUCCUCCAGGGGAAACUGGAUCUUCUUAUUAACACAAACAUGGUGGAUUUUGCCAUGGAUGUUUACAAAGAAGUUCAUGGUGUUGGUGAUGAAGGUGUUCCAAAGUCCUUAGUAGACAGGAGAGUGGAAGUUGUGGCACAGUUGAAGCAUCUGCAAUCAGAGGCAGGGCCAGUGCUCAGCAUAUUCAUCAACCCCGAAGUCCAAAAGCAGAUCCAAGAGAGCCGGGACUUCAGACAGCUCCAAGACUAUCUGAUAGAUCAGUUCCAAUUCCGCCCAGAAAUGAUCGACACCCUAUACGAUUGCGCCAAGUUGCAGUACGAGUGUGGAAAUUAUCACGGAGCAGCAGAAUACCUGUACUUCUACAGAAUCCUGGUCCCAACAACUGACAGGAACUUCUUGAGCGGUCUCUGGGGGAAGUUGGCCUCCGAAAUCUUGAUGCAGAACUGGGACACAGCCCUGGAAGACCUGAAUCGCCUGAAAGAAUAUCUGGACAAUCAGGCAUUUGCAUCAGCUCUCGAGUCUCUCCAGCAGCGGACUUGGCUCAUCCACUGGGCUCUAUUCGUGUUCUUCAACCAUGCAAAAGGACGGGACCUCAUCAUUGACAUGUUCCUCUAUCAGCCCCAGUAUUUGAAUGCCAUCCAGACAAUGGCUCCUCAUAUCCUUCGGUAUCUGGCAACUGCUGUGAUCACCAACAAGCAGCAUCGACGGACUGUCAUGAAGGAUCUUGUUAAAGUCAUUCAGCAGGAAUCCUACACUUACAGGGAUCCUAUCACAGAAUUCUUGGAGCACUUAUAUGUGAAUUUCGACUUUGAUGGUGCCCAGCAGAAGUUGCGGGAGUGUGAAACAGUCCUGGCCAAUGAUUUCUUCCUUGUUGCAUGUCUAGAUGACUUCAUAGAAAAUGCACGACUCAUGAUCUUUGAAACCUUCUGUCGCAUUCAUCAGUGCAUCAGCAUAAGCAUGCUGGCUGAAAAGCUGAACAUGAAUGUGGAAGCAGCAGAACGCUGGAUCGUGAAUCUGAUCCGCAAUGCCAGACUUGAUGCGAAAAUUGAUUCUAAGCUUGGUCAUGUUGUCAUGGGAACCCAAGCACUUUCUCCAUACCUCCAGCUCAUUGAGAAGACUAAAGCACUAUCCUUCCGCACCCAAAUGCUUACCAUCCAGGUGGAAAAGAAGCUCAAUACCCAGAAUCGAGAGGCAGGCAAGUCUCACUGGACAGGAGAUUUCUGAAGGAGAUGGUGCUUCAUCAUAAAUUCCAGUUCCACUUGUGUCAAUGGAGUGAAAGGCUGCAAAAAAAAUAAAGAAC